UCCCACGCAGUGUUUACCGACAGAGCAGAGUCAAAAACAACCGAUAGGGACUAAUAAUAAAAAAACGAGACAAUAACGUCACCAUAUUUUGGAUAGCAUUACGCACAGAACAUUUCUAGUAGUAUAUUAUUUCAAUUGCUAUAAUUAACAGAAAUGGGGGUGCUGACAAAGAAACCCAAAACUUUUGAGGUUCGUUUUAAUGACCCGAACAAGCUCGUGUACAGCAGCGGAGAUAAAGUGGCUGGUCGGGUACUAGUGGAGGUAUCGGAGAUAACGCGCGUCUCCGCCGUCAGGCUGUUCGGGGUCGGAUGCGCAAAGGUCGAGUAUAGUAAAGGAAAGCACAGAUGCAGAGAGGAAAUCGAUUACCUGAAGUACGAGGAAGUUCUUCACCUUGAUCAUCAUCCCACCGAUGCAGAUGGCACUAUCACUCUCAGGGCUGGAAACAAAUAUGAAUUUAUGUUUGGAUUUGAGCUUCCACAGGCAGGGUGCUUAGUUUCCUCGUAUGCUGGGAAGUUCGGCUCAGUUUUUUACUAUGUAAAGGCGGUCAUAGAAAAAUCAGGCCAGCUGUAUGCAGAAUGCAAGCGAAAUUUUGAGGUGGAGGAACCGAUUGAUGUGAACACCCAAGAGCUGAUGACUCCAGUUACAGGUGCGAAAGAGAAGAAAGUCACCUGCAUGUUUAUUCCCGACGGCAGCGUUUCUAUAGCCGCCCGCAUUGACCGGAAGGGUUACUGCGAGGGAGAAGAUAUCACCAUCAAUGCCAAGUUCGAAAACACCUGUUCCCGCAUCGUCAUUCCUAAAGCGGCCAUCAUAGCCAAGCAUAUUUAUCUGGCGAACGGGCGCACCAAGGUACUCAACGAGAAACUCACUUCGGUCAGGGGCGACCACAUCAUCUCCGGCAUGUGUGACAUGUGGCAGGGUAGAGUCCUUCGCGUGCCCAAGCUCAAGCCUACUAUCUUAGGCUGCGACAUCAUCCAUGUCGACUACAGUCUGAGGAUCUAUGUGCACAUCCCAGGCAGUGAGAAGCUGAUCCUUGAACUACCCCUGAUCAUCGGGACGAUCCCCUACAACGGCCUGAACAGUCGAACUAACAGCAUGAGCAGUCAGGACGCCAGUGGCACCUCCAGCACCUGCGUCUCCAUCCCGUCCUUUCCUCCCAGCUACAGCGAGAUCUCCCGGGACAACCGCAUGGAUAGCUCCUUCAUUCCACUUCUGGAUGAUUACGAUGAAGAUGAUAGUCCUAUCUUCAUGCACAUGGGCGGGCACGAUCUACCCCCUCCUCCAGCAUACACUGAGCAGGACUAAAGCUCCAGUAGGAGAACCUGACAGUGACAUUCAGAUCCCGGGAUGCAGAAGAAUGCUGCUAGAAGACCAUGCGGAGCUGUGGAAUAUAAAUUGGUGCCGCACCCCAAGACCAGAUUGUUUAGUGGUCCUAAAUUUGUUUUUCUCCUUGGAACAGCUUUACUGAUGUAAGAAUUAAAGAAAAUUACCACUCUUGUGUAUGAUAUUGUGGAUCCUCAGCAUCUGAGAGAGUUUAGAGAGAUUUGUGUGAAGUUUGCCAUAUUGGUAGUUGUUAAUGCUGUUCCAGAUUGGAAAGUGAAGUGGUUUCCAUGAGUACUCUUAAAGUAACUGGAAACAUUGUAUGAAUAGAUUUUUGUAUUGAAAUAAUAUUAAACAUGGUUUUUAACAUGAUUACAACAGUUAUGAUAUUUGCAAUGUCUUUUAUUGCAGUUUUAAUCUAUCGUUGCAGUGCAUGUAUUUAUGAUUUGAUUUUUAAAUCAGAAUAUUUGUAUAAAAUAUAAAUAGAAUUGAAUUAAUCACAUUUAAUUUUGAUUGUUAUCUGAAUCUUGUAUUUUGUAUUUGUCACAUAAUAUUUGCAAGGCAUAAAAUAAAACAUUUGAAAUAAUUAAA
Messenger RNA from Misgurnus anguillicaudatus (oriental weatherfish), 1908 nucleotides. RefSeq names its product thioredoxin interacting protein b (gene txnipb). Gene Ontology annotation, biological process: protein transport. The record is from RefSeq and is a predicted model, not a curated record. Lineage: Eukaryota; Metazoa; Chordata; Actinopteri; Cypriniformes; Cobitidae. Gene Ontology annotation, molecular function: ubiquitin protein ligase binding. Gene Ontology annotation, cellular component: cytoplasm.